This is a messenger RNA of Cydia strobilella, 2699 nucleotides long. RefSeq names its product CDGSH iron-sulfur domain-containing protein 2 homolog. Gene Ontology annotation, cellular component: intracellular membrane-bounded organelle; mitochondrial outer membrane. The record is from RefSeq and is a predicted model, not a curated record. NCBI's taxonomy places the organism in Eukaryota, Metazoa, Arthropoda, Insecta, Lepidoptera, Tortricidae. The transcript is spliced from 3 exons. Gene Ontology annotation, molecular function: 2 iron, 2 sulfur cluster binding. Bases 83 to 481 code for a protein of 132 amino acids. Gene Ontology annotation, biological process: regulation of autophagy.
UCUGACUACAUACACCUAAAAAAUCGUUUGCGUAAUAAUUUACGUGCAAAUAAGUAUCUUAAAUUGAUAGAAAAAAAAAAAAAUGUAUUUAGUGUCGAAUUUGGUCAAAGUUACUAUUCCUAACUACUUAGCAGGACUGCCAAUUCCUGACUCGGUCGGUGGAUGGUUUCGUCUCGGAGUGAAAGAUUGGCUAGCCCUAGUCCCUCCAACGCUCGUAAUCGGUGGCAUCUCCUACUACUCGUACCAGACCAUCAAGAAAGCGCAGGCCGUUGGCAACGAGCAUGUGAACCACUGCGUGAGGAAGGACAUUGACAAGGUUGUGGACUUCAUUGAUAUUGAGGAUAUCACGGAGAAGGCUGUGCUGUGCCGGUGCUGGAAGACUAAAAAUUGGCCAUACUGUGACGGUACGCACGCCUCCCACAACAAGGAGACCGGCGACAACGUCGGCCCCGCCAUCGUCAGACACAAGGCAACCAAGUAAACUGCACGCGGACAUUUAUCUGGAAUCAAAGCCGGUUAGGUUGCCUAUACACAUAUCCUCCUAAGGCCCACGGUACUACCUGUACUACUAUAAUGACAUCUAUCUAAUUUAAACCUUUUUCAAUGGGGUUGGCAACUGUCAAAGGUUUGCAGAGCCAAGGCGCCAUCAUAGCUUGCCCCUUUUUCUAUGAGAUUUGGCUCGCAUUCAGGGCAUUAAAAAAACAAAAAUUUGAUACAAUUCUAGGGAUUGACAGGGCAAGCUAUGGUGGCGCCAUCUGCUAAACAUUUCGACCGGCCAACCCCAUUGGAACAUUGCAUUUCUUUCGUUCCGUUCGAUUUCAAAACUAAAUAAAUUUAACCAUAUGGCUUUCACUGUUGAUUUCUAAUUCAACUGGCAAUUUUUUUGUAUGGUGGGCCUUAGGUGGAUAUAGUCAGUUGCUCAAACGUUACAGGCGGUAGUUAGUGUAGUUUUAGGGCAUUAAAAUGGUACAGAUGAAGAUGCAUAAUAAUGGUCCAUUCAGUAGCAAUAUUAGCAAACGAGAUUACGCGCCAAAAGUACUUACAAUUAUCUAAUAGCUUAACAACAAAAAAAAGGCUCUAUAAGUAUAGAAUUUAGCGAAAAGGAUCCAUCCUCAAAAAAUUGUCAUUUAAAUAAAUGACUCCUAAACUUCAAACUUUAUUGACAGUUUUUUGUGAAUUGUAACAUCAUCAUCAUAUAUUUAAGAGUCUCUUGUCGGUGGAGCAAUUUCCAUGUUUCGCGGUCCUCUGCCUUCUCUUUGACAGCCUGAUACGACACGACGUUGAGCCUUUAUUUGAUGUAUGUAUGCUCUCCUUGGUCUUCCCUUGGUGAGUUGGAUGCUUUUCCCGUCCUGUGUGAAACAAUUAAAGUGUGGCAGAUGCUUUUGAACUCGAUCUGUAGAGACACAACACCUAUGAUCUCUAGUUGUAAAGAGCAGAUAUUUUUUAUUUUAAUUUUUUUUUAUUAAACUUUACACAUAGGUUAACAGUAUUACACCAAAGCACUUAUGUGGUAUCCAUAUUAAAUUAAAAUAUUAAUUAAAAAAAUUACAUAAAUCAAUAAAAAGUUAAAUAUAUCUGCUAUAAGGCAUUAAUGCUGACCGCCCAUAUCGUUAAACUUUUGGGAAAACCUGUCGAUUUUUUCUUCUUGAUGUCAAAAAAAGUAUGCAAUAAUUUUAGGCAUUUAAACUGUUAUUACGAGUAUUAUGUUAUUUGAUAAAUGCAGCGAAAUCUUUUUUGCAAAAAGAUAGCAGGUACCGUAAAAUCAGGUAACUUUAGUCCACAACUUACAUCUAUGGUCCUAAUUCAAGUUUCAGUAAAAUAUGUAUAAGUAUUUUUCAAAGGGUCUCUAUUGCUUGACAUAAUUAUUAAAGGUCAUAAUGUAAUGAUUAACAUAUUAUCAAUAGUCAUAAUUUGCUUUUUCUCAGAAACGGGUAACUUUUCAGGAUUGCCAUAAAACAAACCUAACCUAACCUAUCUAUACGAUAACCCGAGGAAAAUCCUGAAAAGUUAACGGUUUCAGAAUUAUGACUAAUAAUAAUAUGACAAUCAUUAGGUACAUCAUGACUUUCAAUAAUUAUGUCUAACAAAGGGACCCCAUUUUUCAAAUUAUGUUGAGUAAGUAUAUAUAAUAUAGAAAGAGCAUUAGUGUAUUUAAGCUCCAAAAUAAAUGUAACGAGUACAAAUCAUAAAGGCUCGUUAAGAAUCAACUUUAAAAACUGGACCAUAGUUAUACUUAAGGACUAUAGUUACCCGAGUUUACGGUACAUAACUUAAUUUUACAAAGAUAUACGAAUAAUAAGGUACAUAAGAACUUAAGUGUAACAGUGUAUCAAACAGGUAUGAUCCAGAUAUAUGUCUAUAUUAUUUAUAAGAGAGCUGUUGGACUAAUUAGAAUAAAUGGUACCUAAAUGAGCAUCUAAUCACAGCUUAGAAAUAGAUUAGAAUAUAAGUAGAAAGUGGUUUUUUCGAGCUUAUAUAUUACGACAAUAAUUUCGCGCUCCUCGCAAAAAGUCAAUAUGAGUUUAGUAAUAACUUUGGAGGAUUAAUCUUUGUAUCGGUUAACAUGUUGAUUGGACUAUUUAAAUAACUAAGCGAAAGUUGAUUUUGUCUUGCAUUUUAAGAUAAUUUUUAAGCUUUUUUUACUCUUGUUUUUGAAACUGUUCACUUUGAAAUAAAGUACGGAUUGUUAUUGCUCUUAA